Molecule: messenger RNA, 1223 nt
Organism: Tarenaya hassleriana
Lineage: Eukaryota; Viridiplantae; Streptophyta; Magnoliopsida; Brassicales; Cleomaceae
Product: F-box protein PP2-B1
Exons: 3
Coding region: 65-988 (307 amino acids)
Molecular function (GO): protein binding
Source: RefSeq, a predicted model, not a curated record
AAAGACGGACGUGAUCAGGUAGGUUAGGUUCUCUAAUUCACGAACUGUGCAACUGUCGGAUUCCAUGGCGCAAAUCCACGGCGGAGAUGACGACGGCGAUGGAACUAACGACGGCGGAGAGGUCGUCACCGGGGAAUCAUAUUUCCACGUGAUGCCGGAGGAUAGCGUCUCCUGCAUAAUCUCGUUCACGACUCCUCGUGACGCGUGCGUUGUGUCAUCGGUUUCGAAGAUGUUCAAAUCGGCAGCUCAAUCCGACGUUGUCUGGGAGAGGUUUCUCCCAUCGGAUUAUUCGUCUCUUGUUCCUCAAUCUCUUGUCUUCUCUUCUAAGAAAGAGCUCUAUCUCGCCCUCUCCGACAACCCCGUUCUUAUCGACGAUGGCAAAAAGAGCUUCUGGUUGGAGAAACCGACUGGGAAGAAGUGUUAUAUGAUUUCCGCCUUGGAUCUCACGAUCAUAUGGGGAGGUACUCCUUCAUAUUGGCAAUGGAUUUCAGUUCCUGAAUCUAGGUUUGAAAGGGUAGCAGAGCUUCUCAACGUCUGUUGGCUUGAGAUUCGUGGGAAGAUCGGUGCAGGCAUGCUAUCUCUUGGGACACUUUACUCGAUCUACUUUGUGUUCAAGACAACAGACAGAUGGUACGGGUUCGACAAGGUGCCUGUAGAAGCUGGAGUAGGAGUUGUCGGGAGUGAAGCUUCUUCUCAUAGAUUGAUCUGUUUCGAUGCGGGGAGGGGAGGCAGUUUUCUGCGAAGGAGGCUGCGUCCAUGGAUUCAUCCGAGGGUUUCUCGGGAAGAAGAGGAAAGAAGCAAUGGGCUUGUGGAGCCGAAGGAGAGGGGAGAUGGGUGGAUGGAGGUGGAGCUCGGAGAAUUCUUCAACAAUGGGAAUGGUGAUGAGAUUGUUGCGAUCAAUGUUCUUGAGACAAAGGGUGGAAAUUGGAAGAGUGGUUUGAUCGUUCAAGGCAUUGAGAUUAGGCCUAAAGAAGAUGGCAACAACUAACGUGAAUGCCCCCAAAGGUUCUCUCUUUGAUGAAACUUCUGGUAAUGGUUUGAGAUUUGUGUCUCUCAUGUGGUAAUGCUUUGUGAAAUGUCUGGGCUUUGAACUACCAUAGUCUUUUUAAGUUAUGUCUCAAACAUUACAUACAUAUAUGCAUAUAUGUGUUUGUAUUAUGAAGGUAUCAUUAAAGUAAAUAAUGUACUUUUCGAUGUUAAUCGAGUGGGGAGUCUUUUGCACU